This is a messenger RNA of Pistacia vera, 1478 nucleotides long. RefSeq names its product transcription initiation factor TFIID subunit 11-like. Gene Ontology annotation, molecular function: histone binding; DNA binding. NCBI's taxonomy places the organism in Eukaryota, Viridiplantae, Streptophyta, Magnoliopsida, Sapindales, Anacardiaceae. Bases 1 to 951 code for a protein of 316 amino acids. Gene Ontology annotation, biological process: regulation of double-strand break repair; chromatin organization. Gene Ontology annotation, cellular component: nucleus. The record is from RefSeq and is a predicted model, not a curated record. The transcript is spliced from 5 exons.
AUGUCAGCCAAGUGUACUCACAAUAGUCUCCAAGUAGAGGUUUCAUCAACAGUUCCUGUGAAUGAUAAACUGGUGUUGCUGUCUGGAUGUCAUGGCCAUUUCCAGAUGAACCAUUCAACUACCUUUAAACGGAAGCAAACAUUGCAACUGGGGGAAAAACGUAAGCUGUCGUCUAGGGCUGAGGAAGAAGAUGAAGAUGAUGAUAAAGUUGAAUCACCAGACAUUAAAGAUGAUUCUGAGGAAGACAAUGACAAUGAUACAGCACCAAAAGAAGAAAGUGAUCACAAGGAGAGUGAAUCUGAGGAAGAGGGUGAACCAAAGGGAAAGAAGCCAAGCCAGAAGAGUUCAUCAAAGAAGACUGUUAAGGAUAGUUCUGGCUCUAAAAGCAAGGAUAAAUCCACACCUGCUAAGAAGGGUAGCUCUACAAAAUCUGUGAAAAGUCCCAUGAAAUCCACAAAAAAAUCUUCUCAUUCAACUUCAAAGCAAGGUGCUACAGAUUCUGACGAAAUUUCUAGAGCAAAGGGAUCUGCAUCAAAAAAGCAGAAAGUGGAAAAAGAAAAGGAUAUAAGUGUUGCUGGCAAGGAAAAGGUUAAAGGAAAAAAGCAGUCAAGCAAGUCACCAGCAAAGGUCGCUGCCAAGGAUCAAGGUAAAGGAAAAACUAGCAAGAAGGCUAAAGCAGAACCCAUGAGAGAAGAGAUGCAUGCUGUAGUUGUGGAUAUUCUGAAGCAAGUUGACUUCAAUACUGCAACAUUAUCUGAUAUUCUCCGCCAACUUGGUACCCACUUUGGUUUAGAUCUUAUGCAUAGGAAAGCAGAGGUGAAGGAUAUUAUAACCGAUGUCAUAAAUAACAUGACUGAUGAGGAAGAUGAAGGGGAGGAAGAUGAGGAGAAUGCAGCUGGUGGUGGUGAGGCUGACAAAGAUGAAGAUGGGGAUGGGGAUGAUGAUGCUUAAUGAAUUGUGAUUGUUGUUGAACAUGUCAGCCAAGUGUACUCACAAUAGUCUCCAAGUAGAGGUUUCAUCAACAGUUCCUGUGAAUGAUAAACUGGUGUUGCUGUCUGGAUGUCAUGGCCAUUUCCAGAUGAACCAUUCAACUACCUUUGUUUGUACCAUAAGCAUUAGUAACUCUUAAUUACUGCUGACCUGGCCCUUAUUUAUUAGGAUUUUUUUUCCAGCUUCCUUUUUAGCAUGUUUUUUAUUAGAUUAUCUUUCAAUUGUAUUUGAUAGCUAGUUUUACUUAAUGAGUAGUGAAUUGGUUUUCUUCAUUUUAAUUGAAGUGCAACUUUGUAAUGUGGAUUAGCCAGACGUUACUUCGCUAAUGCUGCUGGUUUCCCUACACUGCAGGUUUCCAGCAUUUAUUCAAGUAUAUUUGAAAGUUUAGCGAUGCUAAAUUGGUCAUCAGUACAGUGAAGUAAAUUUACUAGUACUAAUAAAUUUGAUGUUUGGUCAUUGGUGAGUUUUAAGUUGUGAGAUAUCACAAG